GUCCCCGCCCCACAGCCAACCUCCCGGGCACCGUUGCCCGCCCGGGGCCCGCUACCGGCCCAGGCCCCGCCUCGCGAGUCCUCCUCCCCGGGUGCCUUCCCGCAGCCCGCUCGGCCCAGAGGGUGGGCGCGGGGCUGCCUCUACCGGCUGGCGGCUGUAACUCAGCGACCUUGGCCCGAAGGCUCUAGCAAGGACCCACCGACCCCAGCCGCGGCGGCGGCGGCGCGGACUUUGCCCGGUGUGUGGGGCGGAGCGGACUGCGUGUCCGCGGACGGGCAGCGAAGAUGUUAGCCUUCGCUGCCAGGACCGUGGACCGAUCCCAGGGCUGUGGUGUAACCUCAGCGGCCAGGCAGUCUCUGUCCUCCAGCCAAGUUUUCCCUCAUCAAAACGAUCUUCGCAGAUUCUGACAGGUGGAUUUUUUAUUACCUUUUGUCCUGACUCCCUGGCACUGAGCCCAUGCAGAGAAGAAAGGAAAGAACUUUCCAGGUUCCCUUCUACUGGAAUGCCCCCCCACUAGCCCUCUCACCUGCUCCCCAUUCCUCUACUUCUGGGAGCUCGGGAGGGUGGAGCAGCUUCUAGAGUCCAGGAGCUUCCCCUGCCACUGCCACAACCCCCGAUUCCACCACAGCCAUCGCCACUGCCACCUGCCUCCCGCUGAAUCUUGGCUCUUGUCUUCUCUUUCCAGCCCAGGUGAAGCCUCUGGGCUUCCUGAAGCCCUUCUCCUUGAUGAAGGCUUCCAGCCGCUUCAAGGCACACCAGGAUGCACUGCCACGGCUGCCCGUGCCCCCUCUCCAGCAGUCCCUGGACCACUACCUGAAGGCGCUGCAGCCCAUCGUGAGUGAGGAGGAGUGGGCCCACACCAAGCAGCUGGUGGAUGAGUUUCAGGCCUCAGGAGGUGUAGGGGAGCGCCUGCAGAAGGGGCUGGAGCGUCGGGCCAGGAAGACGGAGAACUGGCUGUCUGAGUGGUGGCUCAAGACCGCCUACCUCCAGUACCGCCAGCCUGUGGUCAUCUACUCGAGCCCAGGCGUGAUGCUACCCAAGCAGGACUUCGUGGACCUGCAGGGUCAGCUCCGAUUUGCUGCCAAACUCAUUGAGGGUGUGUUGGAUUUCAAGGUCAUGAUUGACAACGAGACCCUGCCCGUGGAGUACCUGGGGGGGAAGCCACUGUGCAUGAACCAGUACUAUCAGAUCUUGUCCUCCUGCCGAGUGCCGGGCCCCAAGCAGGACACAGUCAGCAACUUCAGCAAGACCAAGAAGCCUCCCACGCACAUCACCGUGGUACACAACUACCAGUUUUUUGAGCUGGAUGUGUACCACAGUGACGGGACACCCCUCACUGCGGAUCAGAUCUUUGUGCAGCUGGAGAAGAUCUGGAACUCAUCCCUACAGACCAACAAGGAGCCUGUGGGCAUCCUCACCUCCAACCACCGCAACUCCUGGGCCAAGGCAUACAACACCCUCAUCAAAGACAAGGUGAACCGGGAUUCCGUGCGCUCCAUCCAGAAGAGCAUCUUCACCGUGUGCCUAGAUGCAACCAUGCCCAGGGUCUCAGAAGACGUGUACCGCAGCCACGUGGCAGGCCAGAUGCUGCAUGGGGGCGGCAGCAGGCUCAACAGCGGCAACCGCUGGUUCGACAAGACGCUGCAGUUCAUCGUGGCAGAAGAUGGCUCCUGUGGGCUUGUGUACGAGCAUGCUGCAGCGGAGGGGCCCCCUAUUGUCACCCUUCUGGACUAUGUCAUCGAGUACACGAAGAAACCCGAGCUUGUGCGGUCUCCCCUGGUGCCCCUGCCCAUGCCCAAGAAGCUGCGGUUCAACAUCACCCCCGAGAUCAAGAGCGACAUCGAGAAGGCCAAGCAGAACCUCAGCAUCAUGAUCCAGGACCUGGAUAUCACCGUGAUGGUGUUCCACCAUUUUGGAAAAGACUUCCCCAAGUCGGAGAAGCUAAGCCCAGAUGCCUUCAUCCAGAUGGCUUUGCAGCUGGCCUACUACAGGAUCUACGGACAGGCAUGUGCCACCUAUGAAAGUGCCUCCCUGCGCAUGUUUCACCUGGGCCGCACCGACACCAUCCGCUCGGCUUCCAUGGACUCACUCACCUUUGUCAAGGCCAUGGAUGACUCCAGCGUCACGGAGCACCAGAAGGUGGAGCUGCUGCGGAAGGCCGUGCAGGCCCACCGAGGCUACACCGACCGGGCCAUCCGCGGGGAGGCCUUUGAUCGACACCUGCUGGGCCUGAAGCUGCAGGCCAUCGAGGACCUGGUGAGCAUGCCCGACAUCUUCAUGGACACCUCCUACGCCAUCGCCAUGCACUUCCACCUCUCCACCAGCCAGGUCCCUGCCAAGACAGACUGUGUCAUGUUCUUCGGGCCCGUGGUCCCCGACGGCUACGGUGUCUGCUAUAACCCCAUGGAGGCCCACAUCAACUUCUCCCUGUCGGCCUACAACAGCUGCGCGGAGACCAACGCCGCCCGCCUGGCGCAUUACCUGGAGAAGGCGCUCCUGGACAUGCGUGCCCUGCUGCAGAGCCACCCCCGGGCCAAGCUCUGAGCCCCUAGGACUCAGGCCUGCCAAUGCCACAGCCAAGCCCACCCUGGGAUGGGCCACCCACCAGGGCUCAGCUCCUUGGUUCCCUCUUCCUUGGUUCCCUCUUCCCUGGUCCCCCCAAAUCUACUGAGCCACGGACCGCAUCCUCCAGGGGGCCUGCAGGCCCCAGCCAAGUGCCUUCCGUGGGUCAUCCCAGCACCUGCCAGGGCCCGACCUGGGGCUGAGUGCAGAGGCUGAGCAGGACGUUAGGCCCGGGCCCCUGGCACGUCCUCCACCGGUGCCUCCUCUGGGGAAGGGAACCAGCCCUCCAGAGCAGGAGACUGGCAAGAGCUCUUUGUCUCACCAGCUCAGCCCCGGCCACUCCCUGCCAACUCCAUGACCAGGCCACCAUCUGUACCCUGCUUCCCAAACUCCCAGGACCUGGAGACAGGAUUGUCUGGGGCCGAGGGGCCAGGGUGUGAGGUUUCACCUCCGUUGCGGCUGUGCUCCUGUGGAUAACAUUGCUAGCGAGCCGCCUCUGGUUCCACUCAGCUUGGUUCCUGCCCCCGCCCUGCUGUAUGAUAUUAAUGUGGAAGGUCAUCAAUAAAGGGGAAUUGUGUUGGUGAA
This is a messenger RNA of Homo sapiens (human), 3147 nucleotides long. It is a transcript of the gene CRAT, whose product is annotated as carnitine O-acetyltransferase. Lineage: Eukaryota; Metazoa; Chordata; Mammalia; Primates; Hominidae. Gene Ontology annotation, biological process: fatty acid metabolic process. The record is from RefSeq and is marked reviewed. Gene Ontology annotation, molecular function: carnitine O-octanoyltransferase activity; acyltransferase activity; carnitine O-acetyltransferase activity. Gene Ontology annotation, cellular component: mitochondrial inner membrane; endoplasmic reticulum; peroxisome. Bases 727 to 2544 code for a protein of 605 amino acids. The transcript has 15 exons.